GCAUAAAAAAAGAGAGGCCUGCAUCAAAUAUGGGCUCAUCAAAAAAGCACAAAAAGAACAAAUCGGAACGACGCGAGAAGUAUGAAGAAUAUAGCCAGCAUCAGGAUCCGGCACAGCUGCAACGUGGUCUGAAGCUGAUAUUGAAGGUCGGCUCCAAUGCAACGCCCGAGUACAAAGCUAACUCCCCACUUGAUGGCCAUGGCGGACCUCCAACUGCGGCGGAGGCAAUGAUGGCUGCUGCUCCUGGAAGCCCACUAAUCGCAAUUUCCGAGGAGGUGGGCCAUCGUGAACGACAUAAGAAAUCAAAAAAGAAAAAGAAAAAGAAGGAUCGCGAGAAGAAGCACAAGCAUCACCACAAAGAGAAGCGUCGCGAAAGACAUCGCGAAUUGUGCUCUGAUGACGAGCGACAAAUGGACGAUGCCAUUGGCCCAGAUGAAGCAGGCUGCAGUGGUCGCCAAAUGGCGUUGGCGACGGCGCCGACAGGUGUUGGCGAUUGCUCACAGGAUGGCUUCAGCUUUAUGGACGACGAUGCGGAGGAGGAGCAAUCACAACCGCUGCCAGAAAAUAUUUUAUAUUAUGCAGGCAUUACCACCGACAAUUCGCCAUCCAAUUGCCCAGUCACCAAGCCCAUAACAGCGCGUAAAUUUGACGAAAUGCUGCUCAGUUCACCCACAUGUUCGUCCAGUCCAACUAAGCCCCUGCCUGACCUGUUAAUACCAUCACCGUCCGGCUCCACGGCUUGCUCAUUGAAUGCCCUAACACCCAAAGCACUGGAGGCGCCUAAAACUCCCAGUAGCAGCAGUGAGUCAGGCAGAGAACCAAGAACUUGUGUGCUCAAACUCAAGCAACAGAAAUCGCCAUUGAACAAGCUACUGGAGCACUUGCUACGCUUUCUGGAGAAACGAGAUCCGCACCAGUUCUUUGCAUGGCCCGUUACGGAUGACAUUGCGCCAGGCUACUCAUCGAUCAUACACAAACCCAUGGACUUUUCAACAAUGCGGCAAAAGAUAGAGGAUCAUGAGUAUGCGGCGUUAAGUGAAUUCACCGAUGAUUUCCGUUUAAUGUGUGAGAAUGCAAUCAAGUACAAUCAUGUGGACACCGUUUACCAUAAAGCAGCUAAGCGCUUGCUUCAAUUGGGUUUAAAGCAUUUGCAACCGGAUAAUUUGAUGCGCACAUUGAAACCUCUUUCUGGCUACAUACGUGAAUUGACCGCCAAAGAGUUGGGCUUUGAAUUGAGCUCCAACGAGCUAGCUGGCUAUGAUAUGGCACACGAUUCGGCGGAUGAGGGCGCUUCAACUGGUGCAGAAGAGCCCACGCCAGCUCAACUAGAGGAGGAGGAACGGAAGAGAGCUUUACGUUUAGAGAAUGCACCAAAAACCCAUUUUGAACCCUACGUGGAUGACUUAACCAGCGAGGAGAUACUGGCCCAGGUACAAAGAGCAGCACAGCAGGCCAAGCAGCGUGUCAGCUCCAAGCAGCGUGCUCAUAAAAUGGGUUUCCUACGACAGCACAAGGAUGGAACCACUACACUGAAUUUACUUAUUCGAGAUGAAAAUGAAGGACCAGAAAAGGUGGUCACCAUUGGAGAUUUGGUGGGUAAGCUGCCCGCGGGCAGUGGACAGCUGCCUGGUCUGCACACAGAUCAGCGAAAUGUCGUAAAGCCUGUGAAGCCCAUGAACUAUGGACCUUUUGCCAGUUUUGCACCCACUUUCGAUUCGAGGUUUUCCACGUUAAGUGCUGAAGAAACGCAACUGGUGCUGCGCACCUAUGGCGAUGCAUCGAGUGCCGAGUAUGCUGAAAGUAUAUUGCAAUUCACAAAGGAUUCCAGCUACGCUACGAAUAUAGCUAACGGGUUGCUCGAUAUACUCACCAAUGGAGAGCAUAGCAAAUCUCUGGAUGAGCUGUACAACAUGCAGCUGCAAAAAUAUGAGCAGCGAGAGAUUGAGAAAUGUUUCAACAGAGCACAGGAGCAGCCCAGCAACAGCGCUGAGGCUGAGAAAAUUGAGCAAGAGUAUGAGAAGUACAAAAAUAUCCGAUUGGAUUUCAAAUGUUUGCGCUCGCUUAAGGACCUAGGCAUUGACGUGGAAUUCCUCGAUGCCAUGGAAGCGGAUAUGAAGAACUUCGAGCUAUCGAAACGCAUGAAAGAACAUCUAAGCAAUAAUUUAACUCUGAUUGAGAAGCUGCGGGUCAUACAGCACGAGCGGCUGUCACAGCCCUUGCCUGCGCAUCUAGCUCUGGUGCCUCCCGCUGGACAAGAAGAGGUGCAAACGGCUCAGCAGCUGACGCAGCAGAUCAGCGAGUUGGCCAAAAAGCUGCCACCGGCCGCCAUAGCUGAUCAAUAUGCGUUACGCAAAGCAAUGGGAAUGUCUUUCGCUGGUUUGCCUCCUCCUCCGACUGCCUCGCCGCGCGUUCAACUUCCGGAGCUUCUGCAGCAGCCCGUGGCGCUACCUCAAAUUCAGUCUAUGGACAUUGAAGAGCCUGAUGUGCACGCUGGCGCUGGUGAUCUGGAGAACGAGUUGCGCGAAUUCCUCGAAAGUGGAUCUGGCAUGCAUGCCUCCAAUACAGCGGACGAUAACAAUAUUGUUGCCCAGCUGCUGCUCAACUAACAUCUAUGAUCUUUGCGGCCGCACGCCGCGCGCAAUGUUAAUAAUUUUAGAUUAACAA
Drosophila navojoa is the source of this 2664-nucleotide messenger RNA. It is a transcript of the gene Brd7-9, whose product is annotated as Bromodomain containing 7/9. Gene Ontology annotation, cellular component: nucleus. Lineage: Eukaryota; Metazoa; Arthropoda; Insecta; Diptera; Drosophilidae. The record is from RefSeq and is a predicted model, not a curated record. Gene Ontology annotation, biological process: regulation of transcription by RNA polymerase II.